This is a messenger RNA of Ipomoea triloba (trilobed morning glory), 3158 nucleotides long. RefSeq names its product probable UDP-N-acetylglucosamine--peptide N-acetylglucosaminyltransferase SEC. Gene Ontology annotation, biological process: protein O-linked glycosylation. The record is from RefSeq and is a predicted model, not a curated record. NCBI's taxonomy places the organism in Eukaryota, Viridiplantae, Streptophyta, Magnoliopsida, Solanales, Convolvulaceae. Gene Ontology annotation, molecular function: protein binding; protein N-acetylglucosaminyltransferase activity. The transcript is spliced from 27 exons. The coding region runs from base 1 to 2985 and encodes 994 amino acids.
AUGCUCUCGUUGCAGGCCGAUCCUCGGCAGUACCACCUGCAACAGGUGGCGCAGGAGCAACAACAGCAGAAUCAGCAGUUGAUUUCUAGAAUCCUCUACGAUGGCAGCGGCCUCGCCGGGGGUGAUCAGAGGGUGGAUUCCUCGUCCUCGGCUUUGUCCGCCACGGCCUCCACCAACAUAACGCCUGAUGUUGCUCGCGAAAUUGAUGAGGACAUGCUCGUGACCCUUGCUCACCAGAACUACAAAGCUGGGAACUAUAAUCAGGCAUUGGAAAAUUGCAAGGCUGUUUAUGAGAAAAAUCCACAGCGCACUGAUAAUCUUCUUCUCUUUGGGGCAAUCUAUUAUCAGUUGCAUGAUUUUGAUAUGUGCAUUGCAAAGAAUGAAGAAGCUAUUCGUGUAAACCCACAUUUUGCUGAAUGCUAUGGAAAUAUGGCAAAUGCUUGGAAGGAGAAAGGCAAUAUUGAUGUUGCAAUCCGCUAUUAUUUAGUUGCAAUUGAGUUUCGUCCAAAUUUUGCAGAUGUGUGGUCAAACUUAGCUAGUGCAUACAUGAGAAAAGGCAGGCUAACUGAAGCAGCACAAUGUUGUCGCCAAGCCCUUGCAUUAAAUCCACGCCUGGUUGACGCACAUAGUAACCUCGGCAAUCUGAUGAAAACACAAGGCUUAGUGCAGGAGGCAUACACUUGCUAUGUUGAGGCUAUUCGCAUACAACCUACAUUUGCUAUUGCAUGGUCCAAUCUUGCCGGUCUUUUCAUGGAGGCAGGUGAUCUGAACAGGGCAUUGCAAUACUACAAGGAAGCUGUCAAGCUCAAACCAAAUUUUCCAGAUGCAUACUUGAACCUUGGAAAUGUCUACAAGGCUUUAGCAAUGCCUCAAGAGGCCAUUAUGUGUUAUCAGCGUGCUCUCCAAGUGCGACCAGACUAUGCUAUGGCUUUCGGAAACCUAGCUAGUUUGUACUACGAGCAAGGCAACCUAGAUAUGGCAAUACUCAAUUAUAGGGGAGCUAUUUCUUGUGAUGCUGGAUUCUUAGAGGCGUACAACAAUCUGGGUAAUGCGCUGAAAGACUCUGGGAGAGUUGAAGAAGCCAUUCAUUGUUAUCAUCAAUGCCUCUCUCUUCAACCAAAUCAUCCUCAAGCACUAACGAAUCUUGGAAACAUAUAUAUGGAUUGGAACUUGGUGAGUGCUGCAGCACAAUGCUACAAGGCAACAUUAGUUGUGACAACUGGGCUCUCUGCUCCAUUUAACAAUUUAGCUAUAAUAUACAAGCAGCAGGGUAGCUAUGCGGAUGCUAUAUCUUGCUAUAAUGAGGUUCUACGGAUUGAUCCGUUGGCAGCUGACGGACAUGUGAAUCGGGGUAAUACUUAUAAAGAGAUUGGGAGGGUUAAUGAAGCAAUUCAGGACUAUCUCCGAGCUAUUGCCAUCAGGCCAUCUAUGGCUGAGGCCCAUGCCAAUUUAGCUUCAGCUUACAAGGACAGUGGCAAUGUGGAAGUGGCCAUAAAAAGCUACAGACAGGCAUUGAUUCUACGGCCUGACUUCCCAGAAGCAACUUGCAAUCUACUUCACACAUUACAGUGCGUUUGUGACUGGGAUAAUCGGGAACAGAUGUUCAUUGAAGUUGAAGGAAUACUUCAAAGGCAGAUUAAGAUGUCAGUUUUACCCAGUGUGCAACCUUUCCAUGCAAUCGCCUAUCCUCUUGACCCAAUGCUUGCUCUGGAUAUCAGUCGGAAAUAUGCUCAGCAUUGCUCUGUGAUUGCUUCCCGCUAUUCACUUCCUUCUUUCAAUCACCCUCCUCCACUACCCAUUAAGGGAGGUAGUGGGAAUGUUCGAUUGAGGGUUGGGUAUGUGAGCAGUGAUUUUGGAAAUCAUCCGCUGUCACAUCUUAUGGGUUCCGUCUUUGGAAUGCAUGAAAAAGAAAAUGUUGAGGUUUUCUGCUAUGCUUUAAGUCCUAAUGAUGGAACUGAAUGGAGGUUGCGCAUCCAGUCAGAAGCUGAGCAUUUUAAAGAUGUAUCAUCUAUGUCAUCUGAUAUGAUUGCAAGGAUGAUUAAUGAAGACCAAAUACAGAUUCUUAUAAAUCUUAAUGGUUAUACCAAGGGGGCUAGAAAUGAGAUAUUUGCCAUGCAGCCUGCUCCAAUCCAGGUUUCAUACAUGGGUUUCCCUGGAACUACAGGUGCAACAUAUAUACAUUAUUUGGUCACUGAUGAGUUUGUUUCGCCUACACGAUACUCACAUAUUUACUCUGAGAAGCUUGUCCAUCUCCCUCAUUGUUAUUUUGUAAAUGAUUAUAAGCAGAAAAGUUGUGAUGUACUAGAUCCAGACUGCCUACCCAAACGCUCAGAUUAUGGCCUUCCAGAGGAUAAAUUUAUAUUUGCUUGUUUCAAUCAGCUCUACAAGAUGGAUCCAGAGAUUUGUACAACUUGGUGCAACAUUCUCAAGCGUGUACCAAACAGUGCACUUUGGCUCCUCAGGUUUCCAGCUGCGGGUGAACUGAGGCUUCGUGCAUAUGCUGCUGCACAAGGUGUACAACCAGACCAAAUAAUUUUCACUGAUGUUGCUAUGAAACAGGAGCAUAUAAGACGCAGUUCAUUGGCAGAUUUGUUUCUUGACACGCCGUUGUGCAAUGCGCACACAACUGGAACAGAUGUUCUUUGGGCUGGGCUACCAAUGGUGACACUACCCCUUGAGAAAAUGGCUACACGAGUUGCUGGUUCCCUGUGUUUGGCUACAGGACUAGGGGAUGAGAUGAUUGUCAACAGUAUGAAGGAGUACGAGGAGAAGGCAGUAUCACUGGCACUUGAUCGCCCAAAACUACAGGAUCUCACCAAUAGACUAAAGGUUGCACGCAUCACUUGCCCUCUGUUUGAUACAGAACGCUGGGUGAGGAAUCUGGAGCGGGCUUAUUUUAAGAUGUGGAAUCUGUACUGUUCCGGCCAACAUCCUCUGCCCUUCAAAGUUAUAGAGAAUGAUAAGGAAUUCCCGUAUGACCGUUAGAUGUUAGAUGUGGAGUAAAAUAUACCGAGGCUGUAGAUAUAACAAACAAGAAUGUAAAGAGCUACUUAUUAUGGUCUAGAUAUGUUGUCAGUCACAUUGAUUAUGAUAGUAUAUAUUUAUCUAUCAACAUGGACCAAAAUCCUCCAUCAAUGAGUUCUAUCUAUUUACACUGA